Messenger RNA from Physcomitrium patens, 2055 nucleotides. RefSeq lists its product as uncharacterized. NCBI's taxonomy places the organism in Eukaryota, Viridiplantae, Streptophyta, Bryopsida, Funariales, Funariaceae. Gene Ontology annotation, biological process: late endosome to vacuole transport via multivesicular body sorting pathway; vesicle budding from membrane. Gene Ontology annotation, cellular component: multivesicular body; ESCRT III complex; cytoplasmic side of plasma membrane. The record is from RefSeq and is a predicted model, not a curated record.
AGGGCAAUUGCUUCCGAUUACGUGAUAUUCAGUAGUCCCUGAUUGUGUAGAUGUGGCUGUUUGGGCACUGGUUUGUAGAAACCUCAUAAAUUUGACGAAAAGGGUGAAGCUGCUGUGGUGCUGUUGAAUUGUCGAUGAGGGUUGCGAUCCUCUGAUCGUAUUGUCGUAGAAAACAUUCCACAUUCUGUUUUAGCGUAUGUUACUCGUGAAAUCGUUGGGAUUUUAUGUUACUGUGAAAUUAGGUUUCGGGAGAGAGUGAUUGGGGGAUGAGGAGGUAGUUGCUCAAGUACUUGCGGAUCUUGGUUGUAGGUUGAGAAAAUAUGGCGCUACGUGAGCGAGAGUCGCCUUUGGCAGCAUUUCUGAGGGCGGAGGUGCCGGACUGGGACGACGAGGUGGUGUCUAGAGCUCGGUUUAAGGGUUUUUCGGGACAGAGGGUGGAUUGGGAGAACAGGCUCCAGUUCUGGAAGGAUUUGGUGGUGAAGUGUGCAUGUCAUCUUGGCGUGGUUGCAAUCGAGCCAAGCAAAGUCCAGCAUCAAUGGUUUGUUCGUGAAGGGUUAACACCGUUGGGAAUGUCUACGGUUCUGACUGAAAUGCGCAAAUCCGGGGAGCUUCAAACCAGAGAAGAAUUGAUGCGGCCCAAGGCAACUCUUACCCAAUAUACUGGUUCUGUUUUUCAACAAGUGUUCGCAUGGAUGGGUAACCAAGUCCGUGGUACAGCAGAUGCAGCACAGCCGAGUCUAAUGCCUGAUAUGCUGAUAGUCACUCCUCUUCUCCAGGAUCGGAGCGCAGCAGUUAUCAAAAAGUUGUCAGAAGCUGAGUGGAGACAUGUGUGCGUAGUCACCAUGAUGCGAUUUCGAGAGCUCUGCGGUUCCUCAGAGACUGCAGACUUACUGAUGGCUUUGUUGAUUAAUCAAGGCAGAGUUCGUCAUAUAAAGUUGGGGGGGAAAGAAAAUAUCGAGGGAAUAAAAAUUGCUCUCAAGGAUGAGCCUGUCGCAGAUUCUUCAGAAUUUGAUAGUCAUUUACUGCGGUUGCACUGGACCUUGGAAAGGUUGCAGCAGCAAAUAAAUGUCCUUGAUGUCCGGAUAGCAAGCUCAAGAACUGCAACGUUGUUGGCUCUUAAGUCUAGGGACAAGAAAGGGGCUCUUCGGCAUGCACAUCGAAUGAAGGUCCUAAUGGCAAGCAAGGAAAAAUGUGAGACUUCCAUGGACAGAAUUGACGAGAUUUUGACCUCCAUUGCUGAUGCAGAGGCAACAAGAAAGGUUGCUGAUGCUGUGAAGGUAGGAGCGCAAGCGAUCAAAGAUAAUCAUGUCACCUUAGUAGAAGUUCAAACGUGUCUAGAUGAGGUGGAUGAAGCUAUCUCUCAGCAACGUGAAACUCAAGCAAGUUUAGCUGAGGGACCUCUCAUUACAGAUGCGGACAUGGAUCUUGAAGUAGAAUUUUCGUUACUGGAAGCUGAGUUGGACAACGGCUCCAUUACUGAAAUCAACAAUUUGCCUGAAGUUGGUCAUAAAGAAAAGUUGCCUGCGCACUUGAGAUCUUCCCAUUUGGAUGCGUCGAACACUAGUGUAUCGACAUCUGAAGGUUCAAUUGAAGGCUCAGCCAAGUUAGCAGAUCACCAGGAAGAGGAGUCCGCUGAUUCUUUGGAAAGAGCAUUUAAGAAGCUUGAACUUGAACUUGCCUAAUUUUUUGACAACUGGGGCAGUUGACACAGCUAAUCGAUUGUAUGAUAACCCCUGUAACUAUAGUACAGUUCUUUGAUCAGCAGGAUACUAUGGGUAAGCAGUCAAUUUGUGAGAUACUACAGUCCAAUACCUGUGGUGACGUGUUUGAUACUUUUAGAAUGUCUUAUGUACGCUUCCGUGUGAGGUUAUCGUAAGAUUGGUUUAGAAAUACUUCGUGUCGGUGAUAAGCAAUUUGUUGGGCAAGGCAUGUACUAUAUUGGUACGGAUGCUUAUAUGUACUAUAUAAUUCACUGCUAAACCUUGGCAAACGUCAUGUAUAUUUGCCACUUCGGGUGGUGAGCAAUUUUUUUAGGAAACACUGUUUGCAUUGUAA